Messenger RNA from Cryptomeria japonica (Japanese cedar), 984 nucleotides. RefSeq names its product NAD(P)H:quinone oxidoreductase. NCBI's taxonomy places the organism in Eukaryota, Viridiplantae, Streptophyta, Pinopsida, Cupressales, Cupressaceae. Gene Ontology annotation, cellular component: cytosol. The record is from RefSeq and is a predicted model, not a curated record. Gene Ontology annotation, molecular function: FMN binding; oxidoreductase activity. The transcript is spliced from 3 exons. The coding region runs from base 70 to 834 and encodes 254 amino acids.
AGAGGAUUUGAAGGAGUGGAACUCAACAAUCAAGCCUCUGAGCCUGCCUAAGAAGCCUUAUCAAGAAUAAUGGCUAGAGAAGGCAAGACUUCUAAGUGGGGUUGGCUAAGCAAGCUCUUUGCAUGGAGAAGUAAUAAAAAUGGAGGGAGGGUUGUAGCAGAGAAAUAUAUGGAGCAGGCUUGGAAUGCUCCACAUUACAAGAAGUCUGCAAAUGGUCUUGGCAAGAACAGUGUGCUCAAGGUGGCAGCCAUAUGUGGCUCUCUCUCCACCACUGCAAACAAUCUCGGACUUAUUAAUGCUGCCACUGAAAUUGCUAAGGAGUCAAUCUCAGGCAUGGAGAUUGAAUUGUUGGACUUGAGUGGAAUUCCUCUUCUCAACCCAGAUCUUAUUACAGAUGAUGUGUACCCAGAUGCAGUGGUGACCUUUAGGAAGAAACUCCAAGAAGCAGACUGUGUCCUGUUUGCCACGCCAGAAUAUGUCUAUUCAGUGUCAGGUGUGCUGAAGAAUGCAUUGGAUUGGGCAAGUCUGUCACCCAAUGUAAUGGGAGGGAAACCUGCUGCAGUAAUGACUGCUGCUGGGGACCUUGGUGGUGCAAGAGCCCAAUAUCACCUUAGACAAAUGGGGGUCUAUCUUGAUUUACAAUUUGUCAACAAACCAGAAGUGUUUGUAAAGGCUUAUUCCUCCCCAAAGAAGUUUGAUGAGAAUGGAAAUCUUAUUGAUACAGAUGUGAAGGCCAGUGUGAAGGAGCUUCUCUUGGGUCUGCAGUCACUGGCCACUAAGCUUCUGAGCUCCAGAGCAUGUGGACCAAGAGAGAGUUUUAGUAUGGUAGUAUAAUAAGUAUUGGCCAAGAUAGAUAAAUAUUAUGGAAAAUCUACUGUGUGGUGUUAGAAAUAAGUCUGGUUCAGUCCCAGUACAAUGUUUCUGGUUUGUUCUGUGUUUGUGAUCCCUCCAUGUAGAAUAUAAUUAUAUAGCUUGGUUUUCUUA